CUUCUUAUCGAUGUUAAUGAUAAUCUUGUGUUAUAUCAUAUGUUGUUUCUCUGUCUGCUAAAUUCAGUUACAUCUAUUGUGGUUUGGAAUUUGUAGAUACUAAAGAUGUUAGUUUAUCCUGGCAACUAUAUAUGUUGGGGUUUAGAUCAACAAAGUAAUGAUGAAAGUGUUUGUGGGUUCGAUUCAAUAAAGAAGAUUUAGAAGGACCAAGUUGGUGAUGUAGGAGGACUGUUACUGCUUUAGGCAAUGGAAAGAAAUGCAUGAUCUAUUGAAGUGUGUUUCUAAUAAGAAGAAAAUUAUUAGUGUUUGAUUGAUGCAUGCAUGAUCAGAUGGAGGGUUGGAGAUCAGGUAUUAGUUCAUAACAGGGGGACUUGUUGUAGCUUCGUUUUCAAAGCUGCUACUAGGGAGCUCCAGUGGGAUUUUGAGCUGGGGUUUGAUGGGGUAUUUGAAGACGGGGAUCUUUUUUCUAGCUGUUUUAGGUCAGUACAGUAGAUUGGUGAAUAUUUCUUAGAGCGAGAUUGGUUGAAGGGCGUGUCAAUAGGUGCAUGGGAGGGAUGGAGCUGGCUCUUGGAAAAGCACCAUUAGUGAUUGGAAAGUCUUUCAUCUGAGGUCGGAGAUGGGUGAAGGAACUUGUUGCGACAAGUGUUUGAUGUGGUGAAGAAGAAAAGGCCACCAGAUUCAUCCAGGAGAAGCCACCAUUUCCAACCAGUGCUUUCGUGAAUGGAAUCAGACAUGGUUAUCCAUAAUGGAGGAUGUCAUUGCAGGAGAGUAAGGUGGCGAGUCCAAGCACCAAGUAGUGUUGUCGCUUGGAACUGCAACUGUUCUGAUUGUUCCAUGAGGGGAAACAUUCAGUUCAUUGUCCCUUCUGAAAAGUUUGAGCUUCUUGGAGAUUCCAAAGAAUUUCUUACAACCUACACUUUUGGCACACAUACAGCAAAGCACACAUUCUGUAAGUUCUGUGGCAUAACUUCGUUUUACGUUCCACGAUCACAUCCAGAUGGGGUUUCAAUUACUUGCAGAUGUGUUGACCCUGGGACUCUCACUCAUGUUGAGAUUAAGCACUUUGAUGGGCAGAAUUGGGAAAGGUCAUACAAUCAGACAUUUGCUUCAUGCUCUCAAGGUGCUGGCUGCUGAAGUGUCAUUCUUUCUACCACCACUCUGCUCUCCUUCCCUCCCUAAAGUAGUACAAUAUUAUGGAAAAACCUUUGUGAUAUCGCUCUUUGGAACAUUCUCAAGUUGGAAAAUAAAAUUAUCUAUGUUAGUUAGCUAA
Populus trichocarpa (black cottonwood) is the source of this 1270-nucleotide messenger RNA. RefSeq lists its product as uncharacterized. The transcript has 3 exons. Lineage: Eukaryota; Viridiplantae; Streptophyta; Magnoliopsida; Malpighiales; Salicaceae. Gene Ontology annotation, molecular function: carbon-sulfur lyase activity. The coding region runs from base 721 to 1134 and encodes 137 amino acids. The record is from RefSeq and is a predicted model, not a curated record.